UCUGAGUACGCAUGCGCUGAGGAUAGUGUCCGGCUAGCGACCGAGCUCAGAGCGACCCUGGGAAACAGCGCCACCUUCUGGGCGGUUCGCCAUGCACGCUGCAGGAAUUCUCUAAGCAGCGUCCUUCGUGUAGACUUUGUGCUCCGGCCGACGUCAGGGCGCGGAGGGAGGAGGGAAAGGAGAUCGUCCUUUUGUUACUCUCCCCUCAGUGCUGUGCCGACCCCGAGCAGAGUUUCCUCCUGGCCGGAUCCAGCGAUGUACAGAAGGAGCUGCGGAUCAUGAAUAAGAGGCCAAGUUCCAGGGAAAGACAGUGCUUGUCCAGGCGCCCGUGCGUGUCUCUGUGCUCACGGGGAGGCGGCAUGGACCCUCUGCGGCUGCUGCUCCUGCUCUUGGUCACAGAGCUGUCCGGAGCCCACAACACCACAGUGCUCCAGGGUGUGGAGGGCCAGUCCCUGCGGGUCUCCUGUCCCUAUGACCCCGCAAAGCACUGGGGACGCCGCAAGGCCUGGUGCCGGCAGCCGCACGAAGAGGGCCUGUGCCAGCGUGUGGUCAGCACGCACAGCCUGUGGCUGCUGGCCUUCCUGCAGAGGCGCAACGGGAGCACGGCCAUUGCGGAUGACGCCCUGGGUGGCAUCCUCACCGUGACGCUGCGGAACCUCCAAGCCCAUGACGCUGGCCUCUACCAGUGCCAGGUCCUCCACGGCAGGGAGGCUGACACCCUCCACAAAGUGCUGGUGGAGGUGCUGAAAGACCCACUGACGCCACAGGAGGAGGAGGAGGGCGUCUGGGGCCUUGAAGACUCCGAGGUCUUUGGUGGUGCCCAGGUGGAGCAGAGCAUCUCCAGUCGCCCAGCAGAGAAGCCCUUCCUGCCCACUCCCAUCCUUCUCCUCCUGGCCUGCAUCUUCCUCAGCAAGCUUCUCAUUGCCGGUGGCCUGUGGUGUGUGACCCGGCGUGGGUGGAAGCUGGGGACACCUCUGGCCAGGGAGCUGGAUGGUGGCCACAACCCAGGACACAAGCUCCAGACCCUGACAGGACCAAGGGACGCAUGAGAGACGGGAACCCCAGCUGGGGCCUCCUGGCCUGUGCCUGUGCGCUGGCCCCUUGGCCACCGAGACUCCUGGGUCGGCUCUUCUCUGGCAAGAGGCCGCUCUGCCUGCAGCUGCUUCCCCCAAGCCCGUGUGCAUGCAUGUGUGUGCGUGUGUGUUCACCUGUGUCUCUGUGUGUGAGGUAGGAGUGGCUGCCUGUGCAUGCCUGGGCUUUGGACAUUAAACACACUCACAAACCAA
Molecule: messenger RNA, 1286 nt
Organism: Cavia porcellus (domestic guinea pig)
Lineage: Eukaryota; Metazoa; Chordata; Mammalia; Rodentia; Caviidae
Gene: Trem2
Product: triggering receptor expressed on myeloid cells 2
Exons: 7
Coding region: 279-1049 (256 amino acids)
Cellular component (GO): cell surface
Molecular function (GO): signaling receptor activity
Source: RefSeq, a predicted model, not a curated record